Molecule: messenger RNA, 1779 nt
Organism: Diorhabda carinulata
Lineage: Eukaryota; Metazoa; Arthropoda; Insecta; Coleoptera; Chrysomelidae
Product: bifunctional coenzyme A synthase-like
Exons: 7
Coding region: 142-1686 (514 amino acids)
Biological process (GO): coenzyme A biosynthetic process
Molecular function (GO): dephospho-CoA kinase activity; ATP binding
Source: RefSeq, a predicted model, not a curated record
ACUAUCUGUCAUGUCACAAGUAACUAACCUUUUAUUUGAAAAUUUCUUUAUUUCUAUACAAAUUACUUGUAUAUAACAAUUAGUGAACUGAUAAUGUCAUUUUAUCAUCUUCAUUGAUUUCGUCAUUUUUUAAUCUGCAUAAUGUUAGUGAAAACAGGUCUCUUGAUAGUUUCAAAUCCUAAGCAAAUUGGAAAUGUCUUAGGAUCAAUUCAAAAGCAAGUUAAAAGUACUUUAUACAUUCAACUUUUGUCAGCUCUAAGUGAACCCUUGGGUAGUUUCAUUCCAAAAAAAUGUAACGUGUGGCCUAAAUUUAGUCCUACAAUACAUGGAAUAUAUUCACAGGUGGCAAGAUAUUGUAGCGGAUUAGAUGUUAGAGUGUUACUUUCAGGUUUAAAAUACAAUAUAUCAAAGAUUCACACACAAAAACCUAUAGAUUUGAUCAUAUUAGAUAAAACUUACCCAAGAAGUGAAAUUGAUAAUUUUAUUUCAACUAGAAUAGACAAUGUUACUAAGGAAUACAAAGUGAUGACGUUGGAUACUGAACAUAUUGAAGAUUUAGAAACUGAUACCUUAUUUGCUGAUAAGAAAUAUAAGCACACAGUCUUGGGUGGAACUUUUGAUAGAUUGCAUUUAGCCCAUAAAUUACUGUUGAGCGAAGCUGCUCUUAGAGCUACAAACACAGUUACAGUAGGUGUUACAGAGGAGAAUAUGCUUUUGAACAAACUUUUGUGGGAGUUCAUUGAAGAUAUUGAUGUAAGAGUGAAGAAUGUUAAAGAUUUCUUAGUUGAUAUUUGUCCGGAACUGGAAUAUAACAUAGUUCCUAUAUCAGAUCCAUUCGGACCUGCCAUAACUGAUCCGACUAUGGAACUAAUAGUGGUGAGUCAGGAAACACUGAAGGGAGGAGAAAAAAUUAAUUCAAUAAGAAAAGAAAAAAAUUUGUCCUUAUUAGAUAUUCUUCCAGUCGAACUUGUAGACGAACCUAAUCCGAAUCCGAUAGAAGAAACGAAAAUUAGUUCAAGCACAACUAGAAUAAGACUAUUAGGCACAGUUUUGCAACCAAUAGAAACUAACCACAAUAUUCCGAAAUUACCUUAUGUUAUUGGUCUCACAGGUGGUAUAGCUAGUGGAAAAUCUGGUGUAGCAUCCCAUUUACAAAAAUUAGGAGCGAAAAUAAUCAAUUGUGAUCUAAUAGGUCAUAGUGUGUAUAAAAAAGGAAAACCGUGCCAUGGAAAAAUUGUUGAAGUUUUCGGAGACAAAGUUUUAUCAAGUGAUGGUGAAAUCGACAGGAAAGUUUUAGGUGGAAUUGUUUUUAAAAAUAAAGAAGAUUUAAAUAAAUUAAAUAGUUUAGUUUGGCCAGCAAUUGCUCGAGAGGUACAAGACAUCAUUAAGAACAGUAAUGCAAAAGUAAUUGUUGUAGAAGCAGCGGUUUUAUUAAUGGCCAAUUGGCAGAACUUAUGCCAUGAGAUAUGGACAACAAUAGUACCAAGAGAAGAGGCAAUAUCAAGAUUGAUACACCGGAACAGUUUAACACAAGAAGAAGCUACAAACAGAAUAGAUUCGCAACCUCCAAAUAAAGUAUACGUUAAAUCCUCCCACGUUGUGUUCUGUACAGUUUGGCCUGUCGAAUACACCAAAGAACAAGUAGUGAAAGCGUGGAAUUUGUUGAGUGGAAGAAUGCCAUCGUGAUUUUAAUUUUUUACUUUAUAUAUAAGUGUAAAUAUGUAAAAUUGGGAUAGUUGUAUAUUAGGAUUGAAAGCAGGUAAAAAUAAAAAUUGUUUU